GACUGGGCUUAACAUGGCUGUCAAAUGAGGCCCCAACCCCUUCAGUGGAUGAACAGCCAGUUCCUGUCACAGACAACUCAGUGAGAGCGCGGGAGACACAAAGGCACCCUACAGUGCUUGGUAAAUUAUUAAUGCUUAUGUGGCAAGCUGACAGUGAAUAGAGGUGACACUGGGUGGUGGUGGUGGUGGGAGAUUCUUAGAAGCCCCAUUUCUCUGCUGUUUUGCUCCUUUACUGCAGAUUUGAUAGCACUGAGUUUGUUUUAACUACGAGACCGCUUAACAGUGCUGUAUAUCAGUGUUGGCUUAUUUGUGAAGGCCCCUGGGAGGGAAAUAGGUCAUGGACUGUGACCCCAGGUAUGUGUGUCUCUGCAGGGGGCUUGGAGGUAAGGAGGAUUAGUGGCCGAGUGCUCAGGUAGCACAAAGAGUUUUUCUGCUUCAGCAAAGAUGCUUUUAAUCUGCUUUACUUCCAACAGAGUGGAUUAAUCAGAAUAGCUCCAAGUUAAACAAAAAGUUUUAUCAAUUUGGAAGCUGUCAGAGUUUCAUGUAGGAUUUAUUGCUAUGGAUGCAAGAGAAAUACCAUGUUUUUAUACACUAAACACAGAAUAAUUAAUAUAUAGAGAAAUAUGGGAGUGGGAUAGGUGGCAUUCACUUUCCAGGAACAAUAAACCCAUGCACAUAUUAGACAAUGUGUCCAACCCCCCCAAGGGAAAUACAAAGAAGAGGUACACAGUUGUCAGGGAAGGGGUGGAGUUAACAGGUGACAGUGGAGGUGAGGGAUGCUGCAUGCUGCAUUCAGCCAGACUGGAUGUAAGCAGUGGAAAAGUAAGGAAGCCAGUAAGCAGUGAAGAUGGUGCCCCAACUGUACAUCACAGUGUAUAAAGAGCAGUUCAGAUCUUCAGGCACAGUGAAAAGAGCGGAGCUUCGACCAACCUCUGCCCACCGUAGGAACAAUCCUCAGCCCCGGCCGGACUUUCUGUUUCCCAGGAGUCUUCAGUCCAUCAACAGGUCAACCCAUGCGUUUCCACAUCCCUUGCCCCCUGUGGACUUCGGCCGUCCUCUUUUCCCCCCUGUCAGACAUUUGUCAUUUCAAAGUCCUGUUACAACUUGUUCUGACAGCUAUCUAAACACAGCCAACUCGGCCAAACCGCAACACAUGCCCCCUGUCGACCAAUCCACAGUACAAGUCCCGCCCUCUGCUGAUAGACCGCAGAAACUACAACUGACGGAGCCUUCCCCAAACACUGACAUUCAGCUCAGCACCUCUUUGAAGAGCCCACAGAGACUGGGUUAUCAAAAGCAUGUCCAUCCACUCUCAGCACAGCAACUCAGGCAAAAUGCAGGUGCUCAAACUCCUGCAGCUCCUCGCAGCUCUGCACGGACAAAAUACCUUAGGUGCUGUUCUAACAGCGCCCGGGACAACAGCAGUGGCUGCUAUAGCUGCUUCCAUGUGGUGAAGCCCUACCAAGCUGGACACUACGUCAUACACCCAGAGUUUGUGUCUGAAAGCCUUUAUUAGGAUUAUUAGAGCCCUGGCUUCCAAAGUGGGAAUUUGGGACCCGAAGAGAGAGCAAAAAAAAAAAAAAAAAACCCUUCAGAUUGUUAACUUCUGUUUAAUUCUCUGUUAAUUAACCCAGUGAGACGAGGCGUAAGACUGAAUCAUGUAGGGUGUACACUCACAGCUGUUAUCUCUUUGAGUACAGCAAGGAAACUUUUGCAGUUAAAUACUAAAUCGGUACCAAAGAUCUUCUCACGAGAGGAUUUUGAUGCUCAAAUGAGGCACUGUGGCCCUAAUGUGCUGUGUGUGACAUUAAAAUUUAAAUCUACUGUGAGAAAGAUAAUUUUCCACGUGUGUGUGUGUGUGUGUGUGUGUGUGUGUGUGUGUGUGUGUAUGUUUAAAUCCGAAUCAGUGGUAUCAUUUUCUACUACAAGAGCAAAUGUAGUAAAGC
Archocentrus centrarchus (flier cichlid) is the source of this 1946-nucleotide messenger RNA. RefSeq lists its product as uncharacterized. NCBI's taxonomy places the organism in Eukaryota, Metazoa, Chordata, Actinopteri, Cichliformes, Cichlidae. The transcript has 5 exons. Bases 848 to 1516 code for a protein of 222 amino acids. The record is from RefSeq and is a predicted model, not a curated record.